This is a messenger RNA of Gymnodraco acuticeps, 2348 nucleotides long. Its product is annotated as sex comb on midleg-like protein 2. Gene Ontology annotation, molecular function: protein binding. The record is from RefSeq and is a predicted model, not a curated record. NCBI's taxonomy places the organism in Eukaryota, Metazoa, Chordata, Actinopteri, Perciformes, Bathydraconidae.
CAGAGACACAUGAAGACAGCACUCUGAUGAAGGAUCAGCGCUUCAUGGACUCGGCCUCCGUCACCCCCCGCCCCCCCCACCCCGGCAGCACCCCUCGACGCCUCGCCUCCCCCCCCUCAGAGCCGGGGGCCAAGCAUCCCCUACGACAGGUGGAAGCCAGCUCCACCACGGGGCCCGAGGUGGGGGGGGUCUCUGAGGGUCCCGGCAGGAAUCCGUCCUGCUGGAGCAUCGAGGAGGUGAUGCAGUUUGUGAGGGAGGCCGACCCGGCAGCGUUAGCCCCCCACGCCGAGCUCUUCAGGAAACAUGAGAUCGACGGCCGGGCCCUGCUGCUGCUGCGCAGCGACAUGAUCAUGAAGUACAUGGGUCUGAAGCUGGGCCCCGCGCUGAAGCUGUGUCACCACAUCGAGAGGCUGAAGCAGGGCCGGCUGUGAGGGGGGCCACAACCAGCAAUAACCCAGGGGGGCCACAGAACCACCAGGGGGGCAUCCAGGGUCUCAGGGCCACCAGGGGGGCCACUGGGCAUCGGGGGCCCCAUGUUACUGCAGACUCUGAGGGCCACACCUCCAGAGGGGAGACACCUCACCCUCAGGAUAACGUGCAUCCCAAAGGCCUGCAGUGUUUACAGUGAUCCUCGUGCACGUGGCCCUCGUGCACGCUCCCAGGCUAACGACUGACUGAUCCGCAAACGGAGAAUGUUUCUUCUUCUUCUCCUGUUUUUACUCCCGUUGACUCCCACUGACUCCCAGGAGCCUCAAAUCUUUAUUGUUAUGAUCACAUGACGGAGACUGGUCACAUGUCAACCUGCAGGACGGGGGGGUCUAUCACCUGGACUUCAUUCCGUUUCCUCCUCCAGAGAGGCUUUUAUUAUGUUAGCUGCCAGCUUCCUGUGAGCUUCCUGCAGAUCACCUGAAGACCUCCAGAACUCCUCUUCAUCUUCAUCAUCAGGGAUGGGAAUCACUGAGACUUCUUAUUUAUGACCCGGGUCUUAUGGGUUCCUGAUCUGGAGAUCGUGAGUCCUCCACAGGUCCUCCACAGGUCCUCCACAGGUCCUCCACAGGUCCUCCACAGGUCCUCCACAGGUCCUCCACAGGUCCUUUCAGAACAAAAGACCUCGGACCAGAUGCAGUCAAAUAAAGCUGAGAAACAUUUAAUAGUCAAUGUUCCAACAUGACUAACCCUAUAAUCUGAAACUCUGAUCAAAACAAAAGAGAUUUAAAAGUAUAUUUUUGAAUCCUUGUUUUAAUGAAAUCAUUCUCUUUUAUGUAAAACAGAAACUUGUGUUUUGUAAAAACUGAAAAUAUUAUUUUCUUUCGAUCAAACUGAACUUUAUUCUGUGUUUUAAAAUAGAUUUCAAUUCACAAAGGGUUUGUGUUCACCGUUAAUGAGAAGAGUUACGGUACGUCCACACGGUUCCGUUAGGGUAACGGAGACGCUUCCCAUUCACUUUGAAUGGGGUGACGUCACGCUUUGCCUCUGUUGCUCGUUUCAAAAGUUGAGAAAAGUUCAACUUUUCAAGCGUCGACAGAAACGCCAGCCAAUCAAAUGAUAUGCCAGUACAAUCGCUAGCCAAUCAAACCGCGUGCCUGUGUGUCCGGGGCGGGAGAUGAAUGUGAUUGGUUGUUGGUCGCACGUCAGACACGCCCACCGGCAAGCUUCAAUGCGACGGAACAGUGUGGACGUAUAGACCCUAACCCAAUGUGAACUAUUUGUAUGAUCAAGGUUUCUGUAACAGCUGCAGAUCAGGAGAGGAACAUCUGACCCUCAGGUCCAUUACCUGUAGCUCUCCUGUGGUUUAAGUGACAGUUCUGUCCGCUAUUUAAAAAAACUCUAGACUAUUGUAAUAAAUGAAAAUAAGGACAGGGUCAUGUUUAGCUUCUCUAAGGUCGUGUUGGACGUCCUGCAGAUAUCCCUGAUCUUUGUUCUGAAGUCAUGUUUCAUUUCUGAUCGUCAUCCCGUUAAUCCCUGUUAGCAUGAGAACAGAAGUGUACAGUUUUAUGGGUUUAACCAUGAGUAUCAGCGACAGAAUGUACAUUUUGUAGAAAUAUUUUAAGGAAAUCACACACAGUUAGAAAUGUGAAGAUAAGGCUUCUCUUUGAUAAUCACUCGUAGUCACAGGUCUGCUUCCUGCAGCGUCUCUCAGGUCCUGCUCUUUGUAGCUGUUUCUAAUAUAUAAUAAUUGACAGUCUUUGCUGUUACUCCUUCCUGCUUUCACAGUGCCAUAAGAUCCCCAGAGGGAGCCCUUCAUCUCCUCGUCUUCUUCAGACUACUUGAACAUAUCUGUCCACCAGAUAAACAGUGUGUUUCUGACGUUGUGUAUUUACUUUUUAUAAACCUGAUAAAAACACCAA